UGCAAUCAGAUGACGACAAUUUCUCUGCUUCGUUACUCUUCCAAUGGUAUUAUUCCCUUUAUCUCCUUCUUUGCUAAUUCCCAUUCUGUUUCGGCAAUUCCAAUCAGAUAUUAUUCAUCUCAUAGCAAUAUUGAGAACGUAAGUGUUUAGAUGAUGCUAUGAGUCUCUUCCAUCGAAUGGUCAGAACUCAGCCUCUUCCUUCUGUUUUUAGCUUCUCGAAAUUAUUAAAGACUAUGGUAAAUAUGAAGCAUUACUCUGCUGUUGUUCCCCUUUUUCGACAAAUGCUGAAAUCUAAUAUCCCAAUCAGUGAUUACAUCUUGUGUAUCGUGAUUAACAGCUAUUGCCUAAUGCAUCGUACUGAUUGCGGAUUUUCGGUGUUAGCCAUUUACUUGAAGAAUGAUUCCAUUUAAUGUUGUCACAUUUAGCACCUUACUAAGGGGACUCUUUGCGGAAAAUAAGAUAAAAGAUGCAGUUAACUUGUUCAAAAAGUUGGUGAGAGAGAAUAUUUGUGAGCCGAACGAAUUCAUGUAUUCCACAGUCAUGAAUGGGCUUAGCAAAAGUGGCCAUACUCAAAAAAACUUUCGAUUUGGCACGGGUAAUGGAACAAGGAAGCACUAGGCCCUAUGGAAAGAUAGAAUGUUAGAUGCCGCAGUUAGCCUUUUUGAAGAGAUUUGUAACAAAAAGGCAUUCCUCUGGACAUAUAAUUCGUUGAUUGAUGGUCUCUGUAAGUUUGGUAAGUGGGAAAAGGUUAGGCCUUUGUUCUUUGAAAUGGUAAAUCUUAAUAUUUAUCCAAAUGUGCGCACUUUGGCCAUUGUAACGGAUGGAUUAUGCAAAGAAGGGAAAGUUGAAGAUGCCGAUGAGGUAAUGAGACACAUGAUUGAAAAAGGCUUAGAGCCUAAUGUGGUCACCUACAAUGUGAUAAUUGAUGGAUAUUGCUUGCCCAGUCAAAUGGAUAGAGCAAGGAGACUUUUCGAUUCCAUGAUAGAUAAGAUCAUCGAGCCUACCAUUAUUAGCUAUAACAUAUUAAUUAAUGGAUACUGUAAGAAAAAGAAAUUGGAUGAAGCCAUGCAUUUGUUUCGUGUAAUUUGUCGAAAUGGACCGAAACCUAACAUUGUUACAUACAGUACUAUCUUGCAAGGUCUAUUUGAAGUUGGAAGAACUGACUUUGUUGAAAAAUUCUUUGCUGAGAUGCUAUCUACAGGGCUCAAACCUAAUAUAUGCACUAAUGUCAUUUUGCUUGGUGGUUAUUUUCAGAAUGGGCUUGUUGAGAAAGCUUUAUUGCUUUUUCAUGAGUUGGAAAGAAAGAAAGAAUAUACUGAUAUUGAACUUUACGGUAUUGUAAUUGACGGAUUAUGUAGAAAUGGUAAGGUCGACAAAGCUCGAGCUAUUUUUGAGAAGCUUUCUUUAAUUGGAUGGUCUCCCAAUGUGAUAACUUACAAUAUGAUAAUAAAUGGGUUUUGUCUAGAAGGGUUGUUAGAUGAAGCUAAAGAUAUGCUUAAAAAAAUGGAAGAUAAUGGUUGUUCUCCAGAUAAUGCCACGUACAAUAUUAUUGUUCGAGGAUUUCUCAAGUUUCGCAGAACUAGUGAAAUGGCAACUCUUUUGAAGGAAAUGACUGGAAGGGGCUUCUCAUUUGAUGCAGCUACAGCAAAGUUACUUAUACACCUUAUCGCCGAGGAUCCUUCUUUGCUUAACAUGAUACCACAGUUUCACUCACUCAACAACAACAACAAACCCAGUGAAUUCUCACAAGUGGGGAUGAUACCACAGUUUCACUCGGGAAGUAAAAAGUGAAUAUUUAUUUCACUUGGUUUAUUCAGCUAUAUUUAUCAUUAUGAUGUAAUUUCCUUUUACCUCUGCAAAGGAAAUCGUAUCUAAUGGAAAUGCAGAAGGUGAAAGAAUGGCAGUUAGAACGUCCAAGUAAGCUUAUUGAGGAGUUAUUCCUUUUACAGAGGAAAUCAGCAAAGUAGUAAAACUCCCGGAGAAGCUUUUACAGCGGAAGAAUGGGUUUAAUGUUAUGGAUGCGGUGUUAAGCCUCGAAUUAUGGAUGUCAGUCGCACAAAACAAAUGACUCUGUUCUGGUCUUCACUGCACAAAGCAUGAGCAAGCGCCCAAUGAAGGGAAUGCUUACAGGCCGUGUUACCAUUUUAAACUGAGAUGACCAACCGAGAUUUUAGACUUGUUAUCAAAUUGUUUUGGCUAUUAACGAUGAGGUUGAAGAUCUUGAGAAGGCUGCAUUAAUGUCAAGAGAGGGUUUGCCGCUUAGAAAGUCCUGGGAAGAUUUCUACUUGAACUCGGAUUUACAUUCAUUCAGGAUACAUGGUAAAUCUAGGAAUAGCAUUCCAGUGCUCUUUACUAGUCUUAAGGCAAAUCCUUCCUUACCGAUGAUCCUUCAGCUGUUUUCUCAGAAUUGGAAGGUGAACUUAUCAAAACUGAACCUUGCAUGGAUUCACUCUGUCCAUUUCUGGUUGUCAAGAAAAAUUCAGAGAUGAAGAGGAGAUGGCUCACUCUAAAUAUACAUCUCCACAGUCCAUAGGUGCUGAAAAGGUUAAUGCAUGUUCAAUGUAAAUAAGAAGCCAUGUUCUUCGAUGGAAUUGUUGUGCCAUUUGCCUAGAGAAACUAUAUCAUCAGCUGCAAUGACACCAUCCGAUUCAUCCAUCAUCCUGAAUGCAAAUUCUACCGUGACGAAGAUUGCAGAGGCAUGUUACUUACGUUUAGUGUCCUCUUGAACACAGAGGCUGGCAAGGAUUAUUAUAGCUACCAUCUAUUUUAAGUAUUUUUAUAAUUUAUUUUCUGAAACAUUGAAGUGUUUUGGAAGUUAAGUUGUAUUAAUAUGAAUUUAGCCGGGUAAGUUCUUGUCAUAUUUUAGUUGACUAACUGGAACUGCCCGAGUUCUUCUUGUCA
Messenger RNA from Nicotiana tabacum (common tobacco), 2901 nucleotides. RefSeq lists its product as uncharacterized. Gene Ontology annotation, molecular function: protein binding. NCBI's taxonomy places the organism in Eukaryota, Viridiplantae, Streptophyta, Magnoliopsida, Solanales, Solanaceae. The record is from RefSeq and is a predicted model, not a curated record.